Prosopis cineraria is the source of this 588-nucleotide messenger RNA. RefSeq names its product protein SIEVE ELEMENT OCCLUSION B-like. Lineage: Eukaryota; Viridiplantae; Streptophyta; Magnoliopsida; Fabales; Fabaceae. The record is from RefSeq and is a predicted model, not a curated record. Bases 1 to 588 code for a protein of 195 amino acids. The transcript has 4 exons. Gene Ontology annotation, biological process: phloem development.
AUGGCUUCCCAAGAAUCAUCAUAUGCUAUGCCUCCUUUAACCCAAUCCAUCAAAAACGUCCUUAAUUUUGGUUAUGAUGAGUCCGGUGACAUUAAACCAACCAACCAAACCCUCAAUGUGGAGGCUUUGUUCAUGGUCGUCUCUAACAUCAUGGAAGCCUCAUUUAAGGUUUCUGAUCCAAACAUAAAGCUUAAUGUUAAUAAGGAGGACAAGGCAACACUCUCCGGUUUCAAGUCACCCAUUGAACGACUUCAGAAGAUUGCUUGUCAGAUGAGGAGGAUAGUUCCUGAUGCUGCACAAGAAACAACAGUGAAGAUGAUGACAGAUCUGCGGAAGGAAUAUCCAUGGCAUGCAAUAGCAGUGAUGGCACUAGCAGGAUUUGCUUUGGAUUAUGGGAAUUUCCAUCUUCUUUCUCAGGUUAAAGAUGGCGAACACCUUGGAACAUCAUUGGCUGUCUUGAAUGAUGUUCAAGCCGUCGUCGAAGGAAGCGUCAAGGAAACCGUUUCCAAAUACAACUCUGAAGGGAAUGUUGGAGCAACAAGAUUAUGCCGAAUUAGAGGACCUUAUCCCCACUUUGGACGAAGCUAG